AUGGAACAUAUAAUUACGCUAUCAUUAUCAAUUCAUUAUAUAACACAAUAUGGAGAAGAACUUAUUGUGAACUUUGAUAAUGGAAUGAGUAAAAAAAUGAGUUGGAACACAAACCAUGUGUGGACAGUUACAUUAACUAUUCCACCAAGAUCAACUAGGUGGUGGUAUUCUGUGACAAGAGCAAAUCAGAUUAUUAGAGUUGAGGAUUUAGUUAUUCCAAGGGAAUUUGAUUUUGAUUCAAAAGAUCGUUAUUUUGAGGUUGUUGAUCAUUGGAAUGAAUAUUUUACAUCAGUAACCCCAAUUGCUUCAAAGAAAUUAGUAUCGUCAAAGUCAAUGACUUCAAAGUUGAUUAAAAGAUAUUUAAUACCUCGAUAUCAAGCAACACUUGAACGAAGAAAAUCACCAAUCAUAGACGAAAUUAAACAAUUACCUUCAACAAAUUAUUGUGGUGGAAAUUGGGGGUAUUUUGAUGAAUUUGCUCUGGAAUAUCCAAAAGAUACAAAAGUUAUUAGUGUAUAUUCAUUACUUAGAGAAAAUGAAACAGAGCAAUAG
Entamoeba dispar SAW760 is the source of this 552-nucleotide messenger RNA. RefSeq lists its product as uncharacterized. Gene Ontology annotation, molecular function: carbohydrate binding. Lineage: Eukaryota; Evosea; Mastigamoebida; Endamoebidae. The record is from RefSeq and is a predicted model, not a curated record. The transcript has 3 exons. The coding region runs from base 1 to 552 and encodes 183 amino acids.